UUGAAAACACGAUUUUUUUAGGAGUGUCUCACUUCUCCAACUUUACUAUUUCUUGGCUAAACUGCUAUUUUACAUUUGUAGCAUUUUUAGAGACUGGGUUUUUUUGUUUUCGAGCUAUUUUUGUGUGACGUUCCUAUCGUGACCCGGAAGUAAACAGCAGGGGGCGUUAGCAGAUUAGCAGCGCUAGCAAGCUAGCAACGUUGCAUGUGUUGAGACGACGGCGGUGUUUUGUUUGGACGUUUGUGAGGUUUCUAAAGAGUUGUAGCGAUACGUUGUUUGAUUCCGAACAAUCCUCGUUAACUAAAGUGUCGUAAAUGAGUGAAUACGCGUUUAACGUAAAGACAACGUGGCUGUGAUUGUGAGACUAGCAGAUGAUCGGAGCUGCUGCUGUUCAGAGGACUUUGGUGUUUGUUGGAGCUGAAGAUCUUCUGCAGCUGCAGGAACCAUGUCUUCCCUUCAGUCUCUGAAAGAGUUUAUCAGCGAGCGACUCGCUGCUGCUGCUGAAGAAAUCUUCAGACACUGCGAAGGAACCAUCGUCCAGUACGAGCAGGAGCUCUGUCGUCAGCGCAGACUGCUGGAUAUCUGCUGGAAACCACAGCUUCAGCUCCACCAGAAAGUCCUCCCUCAGCAUUCUGCAAGUGAAGAGGAAGAUCUUUGCAACCAGCAGAGGAAUUUAAAAGUGGAACAGAAGGAACCAGAGCCUUCACAGAUUAAAGAGGAGCUGGAGCAGCCAGAACCUCUGCAGAUUAAAGAGGAACAAGAAGGGUUCUGUAUCAGUCAGAAUAGAGAUCAGCUUGAUUUGAAGCAUGAAAAUGAUACCUUGAUGGAGAUUCCUACUGAUGAGGAAAAUGGGAACAGUGAAGCAGAUCUAAAUAAUCAGUGGAGCUUUAAUACAACUGAUUGUCAGGAUGAAGAAGAAAGACAACCUAAAGAAUCUACUUCAUCUACAGUUGAGGUGACAGAUCCAAAGAACAGCGAACAAAAGAAAAGAAGGGACAAAGGUCUUGUCCAAAGUGUGGCCAGCUCUAACAUGUCAGGAAGUCAGUGUGACUCUGAUGUUAGAAACAACUUCAAGAAUGAAAGUUUGGUUAAAAAAUGCCAACAAUCCCCAAUAGAAAACAGAUUUUCCUUUUUAAAGUCUGGUGAAAGCCCAAAAAUUGUUAGUAACCUCUUUGUCUACAAGAAAAACGAGUCUGAUGACAGACUUUAUAUCUGUACAGAAAGUGGCGAAAGUUUCGGUUACUGGUCUAAGUUCAGAACUAACACAGGAGAGAAGGGUCUUACUUGUAAAGAGUGUGAUAAAAGUUUUAACUAUGUAUCUGAUCUCAAAAGACACAUGAGAAUGCAUACAGGAGAAAAGCCUUUUUCUUGUAAAAGAUGUGAUGCAAAAUUUAGUCAACUAUGUAGUCUCAAAAGACACACAAGAACUCAUACAGGAGAAAAGCCUUUUUCUUGUAAAUACUGUGGAAGGAAUUUUGGUGACGCAUCUCAUCUCAGAGUACACACGAGACUUCAUACAGGAGAGAAGCCUUUUCUGUGUAAAAUAUGUAAUGCAGGUUUUUGUGAUGCGUCUUCUCUCAAAAGACACAUUGGAACUCAUACAGGAGAGAAGCCCUUUUCUUGUACAGAAUGCAAUAUAAGUUUCACUCGUGUAUCUCAUCUCAAAAGACACAUCAGAACUCACACAGGAGAAAGGCCCUUUUCUUGUUUAGAAUGCAAUAAAAGUUAUACUCGUGUAAAUGACCUCAAAAAACACAUGAGAAACCAUACAGGAGAGACAACAAUUAUAAUUAAGGAUUAGAUUAAAAUAAAAUGUUCAAAACUAAUCUGCUAAUUAACACACACAGCCAUAUCUGCCUGGACCAUUCUAAAGUAAACUGUCAAGUCUAGACAGUUCAGUGGAACCAAGGGAUUAGUCUCAGUCAGUUGAAUAAAAUAGAUUCUAAAGAACUUCACACAACUGACUGCUGACAAAAUUUGUGGAGAUUCUGCUUUUAUUUUCUAUUAGGACUUGGAACGUUCUCACUGUACUAAAGAUACCAUAUCUUAUCCCUUUUCUCUAAUCAUCUGUUAUUGUGUUCGAUCACUUUGCAAAGUAUCCUGACCUGAACCCAUUUAAAAAAUCAGUGAAAUGUUGUGAAGUAGAUAAAACAACAGAUCAAAAUAACAGAUCCAACGAUGAAGAUAACCUGAAAUCAGCUAUCAAAUCAACCUGAGCUUUCAUGUCUCCAAGAGAGUUUGACAUGAACACAGAGCCACAGGCUGAUGGCCUCCAUACCACAUUGAUGCAGUCAUUCAAUGAAAAGGAGGGACAAGUGAUUAUUGAAUGUAGAGAAAAGAAAUCUGACGUGUCCUGAAAACAAUCUUUUGUUUAUUCUCCUGAUUUGAUAUUCUAAUUUUCUUAGACACUAUUUAAGUUUUGAUCAUCUAUAAGCCCAAUGAUCACAUUGCUCAAAAUUAAGGAUUGUGUAUUGAAUUUACCUUUUUAAAUUGAUGGACAAAAAUGUUUACCUUGUUCAUGAAACCUAUUCUUUUAGAUGUACCACUAAAUAGAAAUGUGUUGUUUUGAAUUAUGGCCGUAAGAUUUGAUUAAAAAUAUUGGGCAAUGUUCCAUUUUUGUUGGUUGGUUUUUAUUAGUAGAUUUUUGUACCAUGUAAUCCAUUCUUUUGGUUGUACCUCUAAAGAGAAAUUUCUUGUUUUCAAUUAUGACGGUUAGAUUUGAUUUUUAAAGAAAUUUUGAUAGUUAAGCUGUAGGUUGAUUUUUAUUAGUAGAUUUUUUUUACUUUAAUUUUAUUUCUUUUUUUAAUUAGUUCAGGUAGCCAUUGUAGUUGUAGUUUAUGCUAAGACAAUGUCGUCCAAGUCUGUGUUACCAUGACAACACUAGAAUUAUUUUAACACGCCUUUAAUUCUAUUAGUUUUUAUGUGAUUUGUGAACAUUUCUUUAUUGUUUUGAAUUUAAAAUCAGUACAAUUGACAUUUUAUUGAGUCAUGUUAACAAAUAACAGUUUAGUGAAGGAAAGGUUUAGUAAAAAUGUAUUUAUGAAGAAGUGGAUAAAGAAACAGACUGGUGUUUGUGAUUAGAAUUGUUUCUCUGAUCUUUUUAGUUCUCAGUGUUCUGUCUCAAUCUUUCCUGUGAAGAAUAAAGUGGACGUGAACAUCA
Oryzias melastigma (Indian medaka) is the source of this 3160-nucleotide messenger RNA. RefSeq names its product zinc finger protein 391. Lineage: Eukaryota; Metazoa; Chordata; Actinopteri; Beloniformes; Adrianichthyidae. The transcript has 3 exons. The record is from RefSeq and is a predicted model, not a curated record. Gene Ontology annotation, biological process: regulation of transcription by RNA polymerase II. The coding region runs from base 446 to 1801 and encodes 451 amino acids. Gene Ontology annotation, molecular function: RNA polymerase II cis-regulatory region sequence-specific DNA binding; DNA-binding transcription factor activity, RNA polymerase II-specific.